Messenger RNA from Arabidopsis lyrata subsp. lyrata, 1548 nucleotides. RefSeq names its product protein EXORDIUM-like 5. The record is from RefSeq and is a predicted model, not a curated record. Lineage: Eukaryota; Viridiplantae; Streptophyta; Magnoliopsida; Brassicales; Brassicaceae. The transcript has a single exon. The coding region runs from base 186 to 1271 and encodes 361 amino acids.
AUUCCUAAUAAGAAGACAGACAAACAACAACAAGGCUAGCGCGUGAAGCCCACGCUCACAGCAGCUGGCAACAGCCAAUUUCCCUCUCAUUCCUUUCUUCUCCAAAAUCUCUCAUUUCUCCUUUAAAUCAUCAAAUCUCUCUCUCUUCUUCUCUUACCAACAAAACCUCACUCUUCAAAAUAACAAUGUCGUCUCCGGCGACUAUCUCCUCCUUCUUCUACUUCAUCACUCUCUCCUCCUUCUUCUACAUCUCUUCUUCUCUCGAAAACAACAACAAACACACAACAACUGUUAACUCCUUAAACAUCCCCUCCGCCGCGGCGGAGAUUGAGCUCGUUAACCCUAAACUUCCGCCGCGGAGUCUCUCACUCACAUCCUCCAAAAAAUUCGAAGGAUCUUCCAAUCUAAUCCACCUCCGUUACCAUAUGGGACCAGUCCUCUCUUCUUCUCCGAUCAACAUCUACGUUAUCUGGUACGGACGUUGGUCUCGUCCACACAAAUCCUUAAUCAGAGAUUUCCUCAAUUCAAUCUUCGACGCUAAAGCUCCUUCUCCCUCCGUCGCUGAAUGGUGGCGCACCGCUUCUCUCUACGCAGAUCAAACCGGAGCUAACGUGUCAAGAUCCGUUUUAAUCGCCGGUGAAUACUCCGAUUCGAAUUACUCCCACGGCCAACACCUAACUCGUCUGACGAUUCAAGACGUUAUCGCCUCCGCCGCGAGAUCCGCUUCGUUUCCGGUGGAUCACAAAAACGGAAUGUAUUUAGUUCUGACGUCACACGACGUCACGAUGCAAGACUUUUGCCGCGCGGUCUGUGGUUUUCACUAUUUCACUUUCCCGUCGAUGGUUGGUUACACUAUGCCUUACGCUUGGGUUGGUCAAUCGGGAAAACAAUGUCCUGAGGUUUGUGCUUAUCCGUUUGCAUUACCGGGUUAUAUGGGACACGGUGGUCCGGGAGAGCUCCGGCCACCGAACGGAGAGACUGGUGUAGAUGGGAUGGUUAGUGUGAUUGGUCAUGAGUUAGCUGAAGUUGUAUCGAAUCCGUUGAUUAAUGCUUGGUACGCCGGAGAAGAUCCGACGGCUCCGACGGAGAUUGGUGAUUUGUGUGAAGGAUUGUAUGGAAGCGGCGGAGGAGGAGGGUAUAUUGGUCAAGUUAUGAGAGAUAGAGAAGGGAAGACUUUUAAUAUGAAUGGUAAAGGAGGAAGAAAGUUUUUAGUUCAAUGGAUUUGGAACCCUAAUUUGAAAGCUUGCUCUGGUCCUAACUCUGUGGACUAAAACGAAGAAGAUGAAUGUUAAUGAUGGUGAUUUGUGGUAAUCACUAAGAUAAUGAUGAAAUAACUCGUUUAUUAUUAGAAUUAGGUUUAGUAAUGUAACAUUAUUUUACUUAUGGUUUUUUUUUUUUUGAUUAUAUAAUGCUUUUAUACUGUUUUUGUGUUUGAAUGAAUCUUGAUUUUCACACUCACUUUUUGUUUAUUUCAACACUAUUGGGUAAUGUUUAAGAGCUUUUAAUGUAUACUUCGGGAAGUGAAAAAGUUUGAAUUCAAAUUCUUUA